Megalops cyprinoides (Indo-Pacific tarpon) is the source of this 888-nucleotide messenger RNA. Its product is annotated as E3 ubiquitin-protein ligase RNF152-like. The record is from RefSeq and is a predicted model, not a curated record. The transcript is spliced from 2 exons. Bases 1 to 888 code for a protein of 295 amino acids. Gene Ontology annotation, molecular function: ubiquitin protein ligase activity. Gene Ontology annotation, biological process: protein ubiquitination. NCBI's taxonomy places the organism in Eukaryota, Metazoa, Chordata, Actinopteri, Elopiformes, Megalopidae.
AUGCGGUCGCCGAGGCCCUCGUGCAGGCCGACCCCUGCGGCCAUUAUCGGUGCUGGGGCGGGGAGGUCGGCCAGCCAGGGUUUCCUCCUCUCACUGCCCUCAGGCACCCUGCAAUUCGUCAGGCACCUGCGAGCCGCUCAGAUGGCGUCAGCUGAGUGGCGCCUAUCCUCCAACUGCUGCCUAUUUCACGGCGAUGCCCCGCGUGACCCGCGGCGUGAAAAACAGCUGCUGCAGGCACGCGAGAAGGUCUUAUCUGCGAGCGCCCAAGCAGCGGAAAAUGAAAUGGCAGAGGCGAAUUUAGCAGCGCGCGGAGGCGAUGGGGUGGCGACAGCUAUUUUCCCUUAUGAGGAAUAUGAAUGCAAAAUUUGUUACAAUUAUUAUGACCUGGACCGCCGCGCGCCCAAGAUUUUGGAAUGCUUGCACACAUUCUGCGAGGAGUGCCUGAAUACUCUCCACCUCCGGGAGGAUCGACCAUGGCGCAUAGGCUGUCCGCUAUGUCGUCACCGGACACCAGUGCCGGAAUACCGGAUACAAAACCUUCCCAACAACACCAACGUCAUACAGGCGUUCCCUCUCUAUAUUGAAGCGGACCCCCUUCCCCAGGACAGCUUGCCCCCCUACCCUCCGCCGCUUCACCCGGCACUAACUGCCCUCCGCCGCGAAGAAGCGACCGGAGCGGCAGCAGGAGCGUCUCCAAACCAGGCAACCCAGUCUGUCCCUGUGUCCGUUGCUACCACGGCUUCCUAUGACUCCGCACCCUACGAGAGCUGUCAAAAUUGCAAGCGGGUAGCGCUCACUACGUGCUGCGUAUUCGCGAUCUUCGGCCUCCUGUCCAUGAUCGUGCUUCUGUUCAUUGGCCUUAUAUUCAUGCACAACUUCAAGAUAUAG